UCAAUUCACCAUUUGACUUCAAUUAAGACCCAGUUUCUGAUAUUUUAAGAUUCGGCAUCUAAUGGGUAUUGUAGUUCUGUGUUUCAUUUGUUAUGACUCUUAAAAGUUUGAGUCUUAGCUUUUGAAGCUGAUCGUGGGUAAGAGAAAAGUUGAGAACUUUAUUUAUAGAAUAGCAACUGUUCAACUAUUGGAACAAUCGGUUUUAUCAAAAUGAGGAAGCGUCAGGUUUUGAAGCAUUCAAUUGCUCUUGUAAGCGUGAUGGUGUGUGCUUGCUGCCUUUUGAUUGUGACUGUGACAUUUCUCAAGCUUCCAGAGGCCCCAACAAAGAGUGAUAAAAUGGGGUUUUACCCAAUAAUCAGAUCCAGAAAAGUUUAUCUUCAAGAUGUGAAGUUGGGCAAGUUUGGGGAAAUGAUGGUAGAUAUGUUGCCUCAAGAUCUUGCUUUUACUAUUUUUGUUCCUUCUGAGGAAGCUUUCAAGCGAGAUCUGCGUAUGUUGGUGAAUGAUAGUUUGAAACCAGAAAAGUUCAAUGAUACAUAUGCAAUUGUGACUCGUAUAUUGGGAUUCUCAGCUGUUCCUCGUGCACUUUCUUCAGCUAAUGUGCAAUUGGGUCAGCUUGUGUCCUAUGAUUCAUUAUCUGGGUUUCCCUUGUACAUCUCAAAAGACAUCGAUGGAAUGUUGGUUGUUAACAGGAUUCGAUCAGAGAUAGUGGAUGUUAGAAAGAGGGAGAUUGUUGCACAUGUCAUGGAUGGGGUUAUUAUGGAUGCUGAUUUUGAGCAAUCGGUUCUAGCUGAUGAUGAUACAGAGGAGGAUUGA
Messenger RNA from Abrus precatorius (Indian licorice), 813 nucleotides. RefSeq lists its product as uncharacterized. The coding region runs from base 211 to 813 and encodes 200 amino acids. The transcript has a single exon. Lineage: Eukaryota; Viridiplantae; Streptophyta; Magnoliopsida; Fabales; Fabaceae. The record is from RefSeq and is a predicted model, not a curated record.